UACAUUGGUGGAAAUGCAGGAGCACUUACGAAUCAUUGUGAAGUAGACUUAGAUAGAAUUUGGAUUCAAUGUGCUGAACUGUUGAUUCAAGUUAGAUUCACAAGGAUGACUAUUAUGAGAUUAUGGGAGUCUAUGUCAGUAGAUUUACAAUGAAUUCUGAAAAGCAACGUGAUUCAGUCCUGUCAGUCCCAUCCGCGGCUGCCAUGCCUGAAAGACAAUCAGAGAACAUUACAAAUGGGAAUAAAACAGAUAACCCGAGAAGUGUGUCACUUCUCGACUUUGGUUCCGACCCCAGGUUGAAAAAGUCAUCGGAUGAUUUACGAUUGUCGGAUAAUUUACAAUCAUCGGAUAAUUUGCGAAGGAGCAGUAUCAAGAAAUCUUUGGAUGAUUUAUAUAUGACUGGUGAUAAUGGUGGAAACUGUGACAGUAUUCCUAGCUUGUCUGGUGCUUCUAAUAUUGAUGCAAGUCCAGAUAGCGUCCACAGGAAAAACAAUGCUGAUAAAGUUGCCAAAAGCUUGUCGCUCCUCUACCUUGGGGCUAGUCCACGUUUAGGGAAGUCUUCAGAUAAUCUUGACCCUAAAGCAAAAAACAGGGAAAAGAAGAGUUUGUUGUCGUUUGGGUUGAAACGGUUUCGCAAGCCGUUCUCUGUGCGAUCCAAUCCACAGCUUGCUAGUUCGCUGGAAGUUAGGGGAAAAUCAAAAUGUGAACGACUUGCUGCCAGUUCGAAUCCUGAGAUUGAGAAAUCAGCAGAGGAUCUUGAUAGAAAGAGACGGACAAGUGCAACACAGAAACUUCUGUUCUUCGCAUCGAAACAUUUCAAGGGGCGGUCAUCAGAGAGCCUUAGUAAAGGUGGAAAGAGUGUGUCCUUGGAUUCUGUGAGGUCAAAGUCAAAGCAGGAUGGCUCGUUAGAGAAGAUCUCUGGUAAGGAAAAUCCUAAGGCAAAAGGAGUGUUUGGUAAUUCCUUCGGAUCGAAACAUUGGGCUAAGAAACUUUCAAACAGCCUAACCAGAAAGAAGAAAUCACAUGACCUUGAGAAAUCAUGCGACAUUGAGAAAUCACAUGAGAUAAAGAUCUGUGCACCAGUGAAAUCUGUUGAGCCACGUUCGGAAGUUGACCCUCUCACUGAAAACUUGAAAUAUACCACACUACCAAUACACUUCGGGACGAAACUUAAGAGACAUCUCUCAUUUAAUCAUAGCAGGGAAAAGGAAUUGGAUGCUGCUGGAAAAAGUUCAUCCAUUUCUGAUGCAAAGUUGAAUAAAACGCCAGAAAAAAGCAGUAGGACGGCCAAGGAUUAUUUGAAAGAAAAGGGUGUGCGUUUGUUUUCGUUUGGGUCCAACCGCUGGGCCAAUAGACCUACUGAUUUUGGGAACGGGAAAGUUCAGAAUUUGGACACGAGUGGGUUGAAUAAGUCAGCAGGGAAUUUGUGCGGGCAGGAGCGGGUCACGUCUAAAAGGGCAUUUCCUAAUGUACAGUGCCCUGAAAUGGGCCGGAAAAGAGCAUUUUCAUUACCUAAUGAGGAUAUUGGGCAUGAAAGUGUGUCGACAUCGUCAAAUGAGACAAGGGCAUUAGCUAGCGAGAAAAAGGCAUAUCUAGGUGCGAUUGGUUGGAACCUGAAGGUCAACCUGUCCUUGGAUAACUUGAGGAAGAAUAACCAGUUUGCCAGUAAUGGAGACAAUCUGACCUUUCGGUCGAAUCCGCUUGUCGACAAGGUGACAAAAACAGUCGCUUAUGAGAAUGCUGCAUUUUGUGAGGAGAAAAGAGAGCCUUUGAAGGAGCAUGCUGCAAAAACGCUGCUGCAGAAGGCGCGUUGGUUUGAGGGUCUUCCUGAGACAAAGGAUGAGAAGAUCAGUCUUCCUUUGCCUGGGUCAAGCGUUGGUUUCGAGGAACCUGCAGGGAAUGCCUUUGGGGAGAUCUAUCCCAAUUGUAGGGUAAAAAAAGCAAGUCUCCGUUCAGAGAUGCAGUUCUUGGAGAGGGACACCUCGAUGGAAAGACCGAGGAAAAAGGGUUAUGUCGAGCAGUUAAGGAUUGGUGCGGCAAAGAUAGGGAAAGUUCCCAGUAUUAUUAGCGGCAAUGCUCAGCUGAAUUCAGGGUCCAUCGCAAAUCUUUCAGCUGAUGGGAUGCAGUUUGAAGUGGACAAGUCACUUGCCAAUGAAGAAGUUGUAAAGGAAAAUGGUGCUUCCAUUCUGCCUGAUGUGUCAACUUUGAUGGUUGAUAAAUCGUCACGUAGUGAAACUUACCCAAAUUGUCAGGUGAAAAAAGCAAUCCUUCAGACCGAAUGGGCUGGCAUUGAAGCUGAAGAACUGUCAGAAAGUACAAGUCGAAAAUACAACCUUGGGGCAAAGGGGCGAGGCCCAUUUCUGGUCUCGACUGGUUCUGUUCCUGUAAGCAUUGUGUCAGGUGAGAGGGUUGAGAAGUCUAAGUCUGUCGAGAACUUGAACAAAUCCGUGUUGAGUUUGGACAAAUCUAUUGAUAAUUCAAACAAAUCCACGAAAACUCUUGACAGAUCUCUUGACAGUAUUAACAGGUCGAUUAAAGUUUUGGAUCAGUCUCUUGAUAAUUUCUACGAGGAGGUCAUCCUCAGUUGCGGGCAGAAUCUUUCAAAGGAUUAUCUGACUGUAGGAUAUACCAGUCGGGGCUUGGAACGGAGGAAAAGCAUAUCGCUUCCGACGAUCGUGGUCGAUGAGUAUGGGUCAGCGGACUCUUUGGAUGAAUCUGCAGUUUACGCGUCUGCAUCCUCAGUAGAUGCGUACAUCAAGAGCUCGACGCUUGAUGCGCGCACACCCACUAGCACACCUAGCCCUGCAGAAACUUCAUAUGAGCGGGCGAUCGCCGGGUCGUUAGAUCGGCGCUGCAGCAUCCCCAUCGUGACCGAGCCGAGUAACUCGGACGAAAACAUGGAGGGCUCGUCGUCGCCGGCUUCAAGGUUUGCGAAUUUCUUCACAAAGAAGGGAUUUAAGAGCAACCUAAAGCGCACAAAAAGUGUGACAAAAUUGGAUCGGAAGAGAGCCGGAUCUGCUCUGGAACAUGAUCCCGGCUCCAAGGGCAGUUCCCUCAAACGUAGCUUUAGUCUCGGGCGAAUCAGUCGGAAAACCGCAGAGGCUUCUUCAACAACUAGUACUUCUCAUAAACCCCCUGACGAAAACAAAUUGAGGCCUCCGAUCCCGACAAGAAUGCGAACAUCGCGAUCUCAUGAAUCUCUCCUGAUAGCUCCCUCAAUGUUUCACACAGUCGACCUCAGCGCUAAGGACACGGACGUUCGUCCGCUUCAUCAAAGUUUACUCAACCAGAACCACUGUUUCCAAGUGUCAAAUAAAAGCUGCCAUAAAUACUAUUCUUGCCGAUCUGCCGCUGAACGCGAGAAGUGGUUACAAAGUUUACGGAAGACGAUGUCCCCUAACCAGGACCAGAUGCGACGGGUGAAUAAUUCCCUCCAAUUAUGGGUGCUAGAGGCCAAAAACGUGACCACAAAGAAGCGAUAUUUCUGUGAAAUAUGCCUCGACAGAACGUUAUACGCUAGGACGUCAUCAAAAACCAAGGGUGACAUGUUGUUUUGGGGAGAGCAUUUUGAUUUCAACAACCUUCCCGACGUUGAGAUUAUCACGGUGAAUAUCUACAAAGAGGCCGAGAAGAAGAGAAAGAAAGAGAAAAACUUAUUACUAGGCUAUAUCAAUAUACCUGUGCAUGAGGUACGGAAUCGAACGUUAGUGGAAAGAUGGUACACUGCCAGUUCAGGCUUGGUUGGCAAGGGUAAAGAGAAUAAGGGUGAGCUACCACUCAUCCGGAUCAAGGCCAGAUUCCAGACAGUCAAUAUCCUACCCAUGGAAAUGUAUCAAGAUCUUAUACAGUGCUUGAGUGAGGACUAUCAGACAUUAGUCGACGUGCUCGAACCUUUGGUUAGUGUGAAGGCGAAGGAAGAGGUCGCCACAUCACUGGUCCACGUCUUUCAGAGGUUAAACAAGGUCAAGGACCUCUUGACCAACAUUGUGAUGGUAGAGAUUGAUAGGCUAGAAAAUGAACACAUGACAUUUAGAGGCAAUAGUAUAGCUACGAAAUCCAUAGAAGCAUUUAUGAAACUUGUUGGGGAAAAGUACCUUCAAGACACAUUAAGUGAGUUUGUCAAGACGAUCAUCGACGCCCCUGACGACUGUGAGGUCGACCCUACUAGGCUAGCCAACCCUCAGUCCCUGCAGCGGAACCAGACCAACCUCGUCAUGUACUGCGAGAUGGCCUGGUGCAAGAUCAUCAACAGCUUUUGUUAUUUUCCGAAGGAACUCAAAGAAGUGUUUGCCAGCUUCCGUGAAUGUUGCGUUGAGCGUAAUCGUGAAGAGACAUGUGAUAACCUGAUCAGUGCCUCCAUCUUCUUACGUUUUCUCUGUCCGGCCAUCUUGUCACCCAGUCUCUUCGGACUCAGUCAAGAGUACCCCAAUGAGAAGGCAGCCAGGAACCUGACCCUCAUCGCCAAGACCAUACAGAAUCUCGCCAACUUCACCAAGUUUGGUGGUAAGGAGGAGUUUAUGACGUUCAUGAAUGACUUCGUGGAACAAGAAUGGGGAACAAUGAAGAGCUUCCUCAGAAAAAUAUCGACACGGGAAGAAACUACCAACCUCCUGGAGUUUGACGGCUAUGUGGAUCUCGGCCGAGAGCUCUCCAUCCUCCAUUCACUUCUCAUCGAGACUCUGGAUAAGGUAUUCACGCUUCAGCCGGGCGAGGCCAGAUUAACACGGCUCACCACAACGCUUGCCAGAGUAACCGAUGCCCUUGAUAAUCCAUCGCAAACUCUCAAGAGGAAACCGUCAUCGGGCGGCGCCGCAAACUAUGAUAACUUGAGUUUAUACAGCAGCUCGUCAUCAACGAAAGAGAACGAUACGCCAAAAUUGAACAUGCGGGAUUAUAACGAUGCAGACUUGUCACGUGUGAACGACAAAUCUGUGAUGCAGAACUUAGCGCGGGCGCACCGGAGUUACAGUUUGACUGGUGGGUCCCGCUCAGGCGUCGCCCAUGACUUGAACACUGCCGACGAUUAUGUACUCUUUGGUGCUUUGGAGGAGAAUCCCAACUUGAGUCCGAGUACUUCGAAUCGAGCUGAGAUAAAAGACUUGAAAGCUAACGAGCAUAAACUGAACCAGUCAUGGAAUCAGAUGCUUAAAGCUGCGGAGGUUGUCAAUGGCGAUGUGAUGGACUUGAUCGCAUUUGUUGAUGAGGGGCAUGGAGAGGGACCAAAUACAUCCCUUGAUCAGGAUAAUGGGAGCCAAAUCUCAAUUAGCCAGGUUUCUAACGUGGCGAGUUCAGGGUAUCAGUCAUUCGGUUACAGCCAGUCGAGCUCACCGGUAGACCCGUCGGUAUUGCAUUCGGACCAGCUUACAAACUCUAAUACCAACUCCAACAGAUCUCCUGUGACGCAACAACGGACUCAACCCCUCUCGUUUUCAAAUCCUGUUUACCGGUUAAACGCAGGUUUGGCGAAACUGCCGAAACCGUCAAAAGCUUCACGGUCAAGUUCAGUGAGUUCAGAAGACGAUGGAAUACUUCUGACACGGAUGCCUACGCCGCCAAAAAAUGUCUCUUCGAAACCGCCAACGGAUUUAGCAGUGCCAAGAAUGAAUACCAUAAACUCUGCAAGUGAGGAGUGCUUAACGAUGCCACCUAGUGGACUACAGCGACAUCAUCGGUCGGCAUCUUUAACGUCGGCACCAGGGUUUUAUCGUAGUGUUUCUAAUUCCACUUCGCCCCUGUCACCUAACCACCCGAUGGCUAACCAGGAGGGUUUUUGGUACAAGGAGGGGAACCUCCAGACAAAUAACCUUUCACAAAGCGUGGACUUAACAUCGUACAAUCACCACAACCAACAACAACAACGGCGGCCAAUGCGGCGGACGUCGACGGACACUGUGAUCUCACAAUCGCAAUAUCAGUACCCGGACGGGCGGGGGGCUACGAGUCCCCCAGAAAGCCCCAGAUACGGUAGUCUGACCUACAGCCAAAGACGUGCAUCACUGCCACAGAAUAACGUGCGGAUGGGUGUACGUAUUGUUCAGCGUAAACUGCAUGAACAGGAGAAAACAAAAGAACAGGUAAUGGAGGAAUCAUGGUACGAAUCAGAGUUAAACGCCUUGUCCAAGAUGUUGGCAGAAACACAACAUAAACUGCAGGAUGCCGAAUGCCGAUUAACCCAACAAGAUAGCUCAAAAACAGACUUAAUGCGUGAAUGGCAACAACGUCUGGUAGAAACGGAAUCAGCCGUGAAACGGCAACAAAUGGAAAAGGAAGAGCAGUCGAAACAUUUAAUACAAAGGUAUAGCGGUCGUUCUGAAUCCCACCUACAGGAGACCCAACUACGUCAACAACAACAACAACAGCAGCUACAACGACCGUACUCCGAUUACCGGGCGGAGUCGUGUCCACAGUUGCUGAGCCGACAUCACCGACAAGAAUCCGAGAGCCCGCCAGUUAUUUUACGCCAUUCACAAAAUCAAGCAAAUAUAAAAUCUAGAUUAGUUGGAAUGGAGAACGAACUCCGCCGUGAACAGACGGAGAUGUCAUCGAUUCUGUCGCAGAAACAGAACGUGAUAACGUCACAAGAAAAGCGCAUCCAUAACCUGGACGUUGCCAACUCUCGCCUCCUGGGGGCGCUGGGACAGCUGAAGGAUCGUUAUACAGUGCCAAGUCGAAAUGGAAUUGCUAACAGUAAUAUGCCAAGGGCGCAGUUGUCCAUGACUGAGAGUGGCGAGUUUAAGAACAGUUCGUGUUAAGAAUCUAAUCAGGACAUUGUGUUGAGAACUAGAACACGGAAGAAAGACCUCAUAGAUUGCUAAAUAGUCUGGUGCGCCAAAGGCCUUAGAUGUCCAGGUACUUGGUUUGUGCUGGAUACGGUUGAGAGAAGACAGAGUGGCAAAUUAGUCAUCUUGCAAUCAUAAGUGAUGUUCUGUUGUUGUUGCUUCAGUUGCCAUGGUGAUGUGGCAUGUCAUGUGAUAUUGUGUUGUCAUAUCACGUGGUUGCUAUGGUUAUGUGUAAACAGUUCUUGUUUCCAUGGAUACCAAGAGUGACGUCACUUUGAGUUUUAAAAGUACACAGCUACACUUUGUUAUGGAUUGUUCAUUGUUGCUAAGGAGUUUUAUGGUUGCUAAGCAACCACCUACUUGGAAAGUUGGAUUAACAGGACCAGCAUGAAAGUGGGUGUUCUGAAACACUCUUUGGGGAGAGGGAAACUUUGUCACUAGGCAGAAAGAUCUGCAGACUUU
This is a messenger RNA of Lineus longissimus, 7241 nucleotides long. Its product is annotated as ras GTPase-activating protein nGAP-like. The transcript is spliced from 19 exons. The record is from RefSeq and is a predicted model, not a curated record. NCBI's taxonomy places the organism in Eukaryota, Metazoa, Nemertea, Pilidiophora, Heteronemertea, Lineidae. The coding region runs from base 123 to 6752 and encodes 2209 amino acids. Gene Ontology annotation, biological process: regulation of GTPase activity.